GAAAGAAUUCCAUAGUAAAAUGGAUGUGAUCUCUAUGAUAAUAAAUGAGUCUCAUAAUUAUAACUUCAGAAUAUUUUCUUCUCCAAGUUCUUUUCACAAAUUCAGACGAAGGCAAUUCCAUCACACAAUUUCUAUAACAUAAUUACCGUUUUUUCAUCAGUAGUGCACAUCUAAUAUUUCUUCCUAGUUGAUUUCAUCUUUUCAGAACCACAAUCAACAUCACUAGGAAAAAAAGUAACAACUACAGUAUCAUCACAGUCAACACUUGAGAAGUUAUCUAAACAUAAUUACCAAAACAUGGAAUAUAAAAAACUUCUUAUUGCUAAGAACGAAGAAGGAGAUAUAGAGUUGGCUGCAAAACGAGCAACUACAUAUGAUGCAUCACCAGAACACAAAUCUGAAUCAGAGAAUAAAAACAAUAUUAAACAAUCUACGCGUCCACAAACAGGAUCAUCUUUGUCUCAUAAAAAAAUUCAUUUUUGUUUUUUAAUUAACCUUGUUGUUGUUAUCCUAAUAACUAUCAUUAGUAUUACAACAUGGUUUAUUUUCAUUAAAAAAGCCGAAACAACAGUUAAUACAAUUACAGCUACAAUUGAUGCAUCAACAACAGGUACAACAAUUCUUACAACGUCGACAACAACAACAACAACAACAAUGCUUACAACGUUGUCAACAGAAACAGCAAUGCUUACAAGGUCGAUAACAAAAACAACUAUGUUUACAACAUUGACAACAGAAACAACGCAGACAACAAAAACCGCAAUAACUACAAUGUCGAUAGUAGAUACAACAAUGCUUACAACGUCGACAAAUUUCCAUACAACAACAAAGAAUGUAUCAAAAUUCAACAAAUGGAAACAGUAUGCCAUUAUUGUAGCCGGUGGACAUGGAAGAGGAGAAGAAUUAAAUCAACUCUAUUACCCUUAUGGAAUCUUUAUUGACGAAAAGAAAAAUAUUUUCAUUGCUGAUGGUUUUAAUCAUCGUAUUGUUGAAUGGAGAUAUAAUACAAGAGAAGGACAAACUAUUGCAGGUGGAAAUAAAGAAGGAAAUCGAAUGGAUCAAUUGAAUUAUCCAACAGAUGUGAUUGUUGAUCAACAAAAUCAUUCGAUCAUCAUUGCUGAUUAUGGCAAUAGGCGAGUAAUUCAAUGGUUGAAUCAAAAUCAACAAAUUCUCGCUGAAAAUAUUGGCUGUUGGGGUUUGGCAAUGGAUAAAUAUGGAUUUCUUUAUGUUUCUGAUCGUGAGAAGAAUGAAGUGAGACGAUGGACAAUGGGUGAAUACAACAACGAAGGUGUUAUAGUGGCAGGUGGAAAUGAAAGAGGAGAUAAACUCAAUCAACUCAGUCGUCCAGGUUUUAUCUUUGUUGAUGAAGAUCAAACUGUUUAUGUAUCAGAUCAAAACAAUCAUCGUGUGAUGAAAUGGAAAAAAGAUGCAAAAGAAGGAACAAGUGUGGCUGGUGGAAAUGGCCAAGGAGCAAAUCUCAAUCAAUUGUCUUAUCCUGAAGGAGUAAUUGUUGAUGAUUUAGGUCAAAUCUAUGUGGCAGAUUAUGAGAAUCAUCGAGUAAUGCGUUGGUGUGAAGGAAAAGAAGAAGGUGAAAUUGUUCUUAGUGGAAAUGGUGAUGGAAAUCAACCAAGACAGUUGUAUUAUCCCCGUGAUUUAUCUUUUGACGAUGAAGGAAAUCUUUAUGUUGUUGAUCGGUUCAAUCAUCGAGUUGCAAAAUUUGAAAUUAUACUGUGA
Molecule: messenger RNA, 1734 nt
Organism: Adineta steineri
Lineage: Eukaryota; Metazoa; Rotifera; Eurotatoria; Adinetida; Adinetidae
Source: the annotation of a GenBank genome assembly